Fonsecaea nubica is the source of this 1374-nucleotide messenger RNA. RefSeq lists its product as hypothetical. Gene Ontology annotation, molecular function: DNA binding. NCBI's taxonomy places the organism in Eukaryota, Fungi, Ascomycota, Eurotiomycetes, Chaetothyriales, Herpotrichiellaceae. The record is from RefSeq and is a predicted model, not a curated record. The coding region runs from base 1 to 1374 and encodes 457 amino acids. Gene Ontology annotation, biological process: DNA replication. Gene Ontology annotation, cellular component: nuclear origin of replication recognition complex. The transcript has a single exon.
AUGCCUUCGUCCUCCUCCUCCGCCGCCGUCCAACAAUCCCUCAACAGCCUGCUCCCCACGCACGCCCACGCCGCGCCGCUCGUGCACCUGUGCGAAUCGCUCCUCGCGCAGUCCCGCCAGCGGGCCUCGCACCUGAAGCCCGACGAGGAGAUCGCCCGGGCGUACGCGUGCUGCGAGAUCGCCUGCACCCGGCUCAGGGCCAAGUGUCGCUUGCCGGCGGUCAAGACGGGCGGUGCGCCCUGCAAGCCGGCGGCGUAUAAAAAGUUGGUGGCGUUCUUGGAGAGGGUGUUGGAUGAGGAUGGUACCGCAACAACAACAACAACGCCCAAAUCGACGCCGGGUGGGAGGAAGAGGAAUGCAGAUGGAUCGCUAAAGCAGACGGGACUGGAGAGUGAGACGGCGGCUACACCGACGAAGUCUCCGGGACGACGAAGCGAUUUUUUGGGCAAGAUCAAGGCGAGCGCGAAGCGCAAGGGCGAGGGCGAGGGCGAGAACGACGGCGAAGCGCCAGCCUACACAAUGCCCUCGAUCCGCAAACUGUGCAAAACCUUCUCGACACCUCUGCUCGCUCCGCACGUCUACACCGGCACCUGCAUCGUGCUGAAACUGAGCGGUCUGUGGCCACCACCGGACGAGGACGACCCAGCAGCACCAGUGGACGAGAGCACCCUCCAAGAAACCGUGACGGGCCUCCUGACAGCGCUGUUCCUCAUGACGUUGACGCGCAUGCAGACCGCAAAGAUGACCACGUCCGUGUACAAGACCACGUGUGCGCGGGCCGUGCAGGUCCUGGGAUACAAUCCAGGGACGAAAGGCGUGGAGGAGUGGAUCCGCCGGAUCAACCGCGAGGGAUUCUGUCGCGGCCAAGACUGGUGGGCCAGCGUGCCGGAGAAAGUCUUUGACUUUGAUCCUACCGUCGUCGACGACGAUGGCGGUGGUCACCGUGCGGCACGAAACUUCAGAGGUCGACUCGACGCAGAUGAGAGCGAUGACGACGACGACGACGACGAUCAAGAAGAUCCGAUCCUCUCGAGUCGCAGAAGACGCAGGAUCCCCGCAGAUACCGCACGAGGAAGGAAAGCGGAUAACACAAUAAACGAGGAAGACAAAGAAGACGACGACCCAGACGGCGUCCUCCUCCCGGGCCUGGCGACCAUGAUGCAAGACGCGCUCGACCUGCUGAGCGCCGAGCGCACGCGCGACUUCGAGACAUGGAAGAAGCAGUUGCUGCGCCGGCUGGAGAAGCUGGACAAGACGCCUGUGCAAGGUGGUGGUGGUACGAGGGGGAGAAAGCAUGCUCGUGUCGCUGCGCCGGUGAGUGAUGGCGCCGUUGAUACCGUUGUUGAUGUCCCUCUGGCCAUAGCCGCGGAAUGA